GGCCUCAUCAUGGACCCCGCCUCAUGACGUAGGGUGGCCAUCCAAACUCCAGCACGAACAAACGAAUAAUAAUCCGUUUCAUCUUGCAGUUCAAAAAUAAAAUAAAAUCGCUAUAUUAACAGCAGCAACAAAGCGAAGCCAACAACGACGAUCCGCCCAAAUGCUUCUCCGUUGCUCUCGCCUGGCCUCCCCCGCUCUGCUUCAGAGAGCGAGCGCCACUUCCCCCGUAAACAGUAGACACCAAAAAUAAAGAUAGAAAAUUAAAUAUAUAAAACAAAAAAGGGAGAAAAGCAAAUACUCCAAAGUACAACAAACACUCCCAAAAGCAUCGCCACGAUUCUCUUCAUCUCUCUCUCUCUCUCGCAAUGGCUUUUUUAGCGCUCGGCUAAUUGGAGCUUUUGUCCGCUCCAACUUUCCUCCACUUUUCCCUGGUUCCCACUUUCAAUCCUGAAUUGAAUUUUCAUUCUGAUUCGUACUCUACAUAAUCCAUCCCUGCCCUUCUACUCAACCAGUGUUCGGCCGGCCGUGAACCUCUUUUUUCUAUUCCCCUGAAUCUCUGGUUCGUCGGAGAUAAGCAGCGGCGGCGGCGGCGGCGGUUUACUGUUAUUGUUAUUAUUUUAUAAUAUAGCAACAACAACAAUAUGGCAAUUGAGGAGGACGUGGAGAGCUGCGGCAGCCGAGCGGCCGACUCUUUCUCGCACAUCAAUCCUCGCCAUCACAGGCAGAAGCUGGAGGUCUACAACGAGGUUCUACGCAGAAUUCAGGAUUCCGCUCACGAAGACGCCAAUCUUCCUGGCUUUGACGAUCAGCUCUGGCUUCAUUUCAAUCGCUUGCCUGCACGAUAUGCUCUAGACGUUAACGUCGAGAGGGCGGAGGACGUGCUUACUCACAAGAGACUGCUACAAUUGGCAGAAGAUCCUGCUAAUCGACCUGCAUUUGAAGUUCGUUUGGUGCAGGUGUUCCCUGUCUCAAAUGGAAAAGCUCUUGAUUCCAUUCAUUUAGAUUCUUCACUGAGAGAAGAUGCUCAAAGUUCUUAUUUAUCAAGCAGACAAGCCACCCAUGCUCCUCCAACAUUUGGUUCGUCAUCAAAUCUUGAAGCGCUCACGCAUAGAUAUCAUGUUGACGAUGGUGAUAGCGCUGUAAAUUCAACAUCAAACCAUGUCAGGCCCAUGCAUGAGAUCACCUUUUCGACUGUAGACAGGCCUAAACUCCUUAGUCAGUUGACCUUCCUGCUUGCUGAAGUUGGGUUAAAUAUCCAAGAGGCCCAUGCCUUUUCUACUGUUGAUGGGUUUUCCCUUGAUGUCUUUGUCGUGGAUGGUUGGCCUCAUGAGGAGACCGAGGAGCUUAGAAGUGCUCUGGAGAAGGAAAUUCUGAAGACUAAGGAACAGCAGGGCUCAAAACAGCCUUCUAUUCCCACCAUCAGCAUUGUUAAUAACACGAGGAUUGUACCACUUCCUGGUUGCAUAGAAAUACCAAGUGAUGGCAUUGACGUCUGGGAAAUUGAUGCCAGUCAACUAAAAGUUGAAAACAAAGUCGCAUCUGGAUCUUAUGGCGAUCUAUACAAAGGCACGUAUUGCAGUCAGGAAGUGGCUGUCAAAGUCCUAAAGCCAGAGCGUGUCAGUGCUGAAAUGCUUAGAGAGUUUUCUCAAGAAGUUUAUAUAAUGAGGAAAGUUCGACAUAAGAACGUUGUGCAGUUCAUAGGAGCGUGCACUCAGCCUCCAAACUUGUGUAUAGUCACAGAAUUCAUGGCAAGAGGUAGUAUCUAUGAUUUUCUGCAUAAGCAGAAUGGUGUCUUCAAACUUCCAUCCUUAAUCAAAGUUGCAAUAGAUGUGUCAAAGGGAAUGAAUUAUCUCCACCAGAAUAGCAUAAUCCACCGGGAUUUGAAGACGGCCAAUCUACUGAUGGAUGAAAAUGAAGUAGUUAAGGUUGCUGAUUUUGGAGUAGCCAGAGUACAGACUCAAUCUGGAGUAAUGACUGCUGAAACUGGGACGUACCGGUGGAUGGCUCCCGAGGUGAUUGAACACAAGCCAUACGAUCACAAGGCAGACGUUUUCAGUUUCGGAAUAGUGUUGUGGGAGCUUCUAACCGGAGAGCUUCCGUACUCAUACCUAACCCCAUUACAAGCAGCUGUGGGCGUGGUGCAAAAGGGGUUGCGACCUACUAUUCCAAAACAGACUCACCCAAGACUGGCGGAGCUUCUUGAGAAAUGCUGGAAACAAGACCCAACUCAAAGGCCCAACUUCUGUGAAAUCAAGGAUAUCCUUCAGAAAAUCGCCAAAGAGGUUGGAGACGGGAAGGAAGGUCGCCGAAAGGAUCGAACAUCUGGUGGCUUUUUCUCGUCGCUCAAGAGAGGCCACAACUAGAUCUGGAAAAGCCAGAUUGGUAUCAUAAGAAAUAAUUUCUUUUUUCGUUGAAGCUUCUAUUUGGUGCAACUGUACAUACUGCUAUGGACUACAGAGCUUUGCCUUGGUGCAUUUUCGGCUUUGUCAAUGUCAACUUCUCUUUUGUUCCUUCAGGCACCUUUCUUGAUGUUCAUAACAUUCACUUGUGGAGAGUUGGAAACCAUUUCUCACUGACUUAUUGACCUAGUCACGACAAUGGGUGGACACACACACUGUUAUAAAAGAGCCUAAUUGACAUAAUUGUUGCUUUGGCGUGAAUUUGGAUACUGGAUGGUUAAACAUGUCAACUCUCCAAAACAAACAAAAUAAAAGUCACGAACCAAACAUGUAAAAUCACUUCACACCCAGCGAGGACCGCCGCCGGCCUCAGAGACCACCCUUUCCCUCCGAAUCUAUCCUGCCAUCGCCCUUCUCCUCUAGCAACACUAUCCUAUGUUUGGCCCGUAUUUUAGAAGUGCUUUUUGGUUUCAAAAGCCGAAACACGGCCAAACAACUCUAAAAGCUCGGUUUUUGAAAAGCCGAAAAACGCUUUUGUAUAACAUAAAAGCAGAAGCUCCGAUUUGGAGCUUCUGUGAAAAGAUGUUUUGAAAAUACAAGAUUAUCCUUACCAUAUUUUAAUUUUAUUUCAUAAAAUAUAAUUUUCCCUCAUUUAUAUCAUUUUAAAAAUAAAAUAAUUAUAAAAUCAUAUUAUUUAAUAUAAAAGAAAUCUAACAAGAUCCAUUUUGACUAUUUUUUUUUUGUUCAGAAUUUUUAUUCAUAUUUUAUAUUAUAAGUCCUUUAUAGUCAUUUAACACAACCUCUCAUAUUAAAAACCACUUCUAAUAGUUUUACAACCAAACACUCAACUAUUUUUUUUUUUAAAGUACUUAUCCAAAAACUCCAGACAAAACUGCUUCUGCAAAAGCUACAGCAGGGGCAAACUAAGCUUAUAUAUAUACAUAUAUUGAAGCCACACAUAAGCAAAGAAAAGGAAAAGCCAAACAUUAACACAACCCCAGUGCUCACCUGCCUACAUGCAGUUACGCAAGCCUCAAUCAGGGGCUAGGAUUUGAAUCUCGGGGGCGAAGUUGUUUAGUUUAACACUAGCUUAUUACCCGGCCCGUUGGCCGGAUUACUGUAUGUUACCCACUUGUGGAAUGGGAGAGAAAGCAGGUGAGAGUGAAGGGAUUGAGAUUCCACUUGAUUAGGACCGGCCCACUAAUCCGAUUCUUCCCGACCCGCCCCAACCUAAAGGGUCAGAAAGAGCCAAUAAGAAAAUACGAACGGAGAGAAUUAGUAAUAUAUCUUGACUCUUCAGAAGUGGGUCAAACAGGAUAAAGGUUGGGUGAGGGCAAUUUUUAGCGCUAAGCAGAGUUCUGGGUUGAAUAACUUUACUUAGGCCUAGAAAUUGGUGCUGAUGCAGACUGCAGUUUUUAUCAUACCAUCAUCAAUCAUCAUUGAAUUAGUCCUGGGCAUCCCUCCCCGUUGUCGGUCUGAAUUUUAAUGAUGGCUUCAUUCCUUGCACCAGCCAUAUCAGCGAGUUGUCAUCUCGAGCAUGAUUUGCCUAUGUACAAACGAUACAAUUAGAGUAUGAAACUGAAUUCAAAGAAAAGGAAAAGAGAAUUCUAUCACAUGCCAAUAAAUACACACAUAAUAGUUGAAGCUAAGUGAAAGUCAUUACUCGCACAUCAAUUCUCAAAAAUUACAGACUAAACAAUGGCUAGAAUGGCACUGAAACUACCAAGAAUCAUGGACAAAACAACUUGUCAAAUUAAAUAAUCCUUAUACUGAAACUACCUUCUAACUUGAAAUAAGACAUGAUCACAGUUCAUAGCACUCUUAUCACUAUGAAUUGGUUGCAGCUCGUCCUUAUCACUACCUCCCAAGCUCAAUUCAAACAGAAUAGACACAGUUAUGUAAG
Molecule: messenger RNA, 4302 nt
Organism: Linum trigynum
Lineage: Eukaryota; Viridiplantae; Streptophyta; Magnoliopsida; Malpighiales; Linaceae
Source: the annotation of a GenBank genome assembly